This is a messenger RNA of Didymodactylos carnosus, 1017 nucleotides long. The record is from the annotation of a GenBank genome assembly. NCBI's taxonomy places the organism in Eukaryota, Metazoa, Rotifera, Eurotatoria, Philodinida, Philodinidae.
AUGGUUGUUACAAAACAUUGGACAAAACCAGGUGAUUUUAAAGGAAAUCCAACAGAAAAUGAUUUUAAAUUAGUUGAAGAAAAUUUGCCAGAUGAUUUAAUAGAUGGAGAGAUUUUAUGCGAAGCGGUCUAUUUGACAGUUGAUCCUUAUAUGGGAAUCCCUGGCGAACACCUUGGAAAACCAUUUGGUAAAUACAAGACCAUGUUUGGUGAAGCAGUAUCAAAAGUAUUGAAAAGUAAGAACGGAAAAUAUCCAGUAGGCACAUUAGUGUUGGCACCGAGUGGAUGGCGUACACAUUUUAUUUCAAAUGGAGAUCAGCCACCAUUGCGACCGAUACCUUUUGAUCUUGGACAAUUAUCGCCAUCAUUGGCAUUGGGACCAUUAGGCAUGCCCGCUUUAACUGCAUAUUCUGGCCUUCGGAUGUGUGAACCAAAAGCGGGUGAAAUAUGUGUGGUGAACGGAGCCGCUGGUGCUGUGGGUAGUAUUGUAGGUCAAUUGGCAAAAGCUAAAGGUUUAACGGUAAUUGGUUUUGCUGGUACAGAUGAAAAAGUGUCAUGGUGUAAAAAUGAUUUAAAAUUUGAUUAUGUUUAUAACUACAAGAAAAUAACGCUGGAAGAUGCUCUAAAAGAAUCAGCACCGAAUGGAGUCGAUGUGUUCUACGAUAAUGUGGGUGGAGAUUUUCAUCAUGAAAUGAUUUCGAAACAUAUGCGAAUUCGAGGACGAACGUGUAUUUGUGGAUCAAUAUCAAAUUAUAACAAUAAAGAACCAAAAACAUAUCCUCAAAAUAAUUUGACAAUAUUUUUAAAAGAAUUAAAAAUUUAUGGUGUAUUGGUUACGAUGCACAAAAGUGAAGGGCCAAACGCUUUAUCCGAACUGGCUGAAUGUAUCAAAAAGGGUGAACUCAGAUAUAAAGAAGAAGUUUAUGAUGGUUUUGAUCAAAUGCCAAAAGCACUGGCCGGUCUGUUCAAAGGUGAUAAUUUUGGAAAAGCGAUUGUUAAAGCAAGCAAUUAUCCGUGA